Penicillium canariense is the source of this 390-nucleotide messenger RNA. RefSeq lists its product as uncharacterized. The transcript has a single exon. The coding region runs from base 1 to 390 and encodes 129 amino acids. The record is from RefSeq and is a predicted model, not a curated record. Lineage: Eukaryota; Fungi; Ascomycota; Eurotiomycetes; Eurotiales; Aspergillaceae.
AUGGGACACUAUAGCGACAGCGACUCGGACAUAAUUCAGGCGGGGACUAAUUUGCCUACUCUGAUCAAAGACAACAAAGAUGCAUUGGCUGACGCUACGGCGUAUAUUUACGCCCAAGUUCGUUUACGGGACACUGAUGUCUAUGUGUCUGAGAGCAACAACAACAGAUUGGAACAGAUUGUCAGCGACAAUUUGGGGAUUAUUGCGCAGCGGGUGAAGUACAUCGAGCCCGAGGAUUUGAUGGUGGAUGAUGAUGGUGAGUUGCUUGAUGAUUGUCCGGAACAAUUGCUGUAUGGUGCGAUGAUGGUGAAGCAGUCCGGUGGACAGGCCGCGUGGGAGGCUAUCUUCAUUGACUUUGCCUGGCAGCAGUCCGCUGCCGCAAAUUCUUAG